UCCUGUCUCUCUCUGCCAGUGACGCCUGAACUCGGUCUGGGAGCAGAUUCUAGAUUCUAAGUUUUUCCUCUCCAGGCUGUAAUGCUCUUGUGUUUGCUCAGCCUCUGUUCGCAUAAGCCGCAGGCAGAUCUGCCGUGUAUAUGGGGCUCGUCUUUUCGUACUCGGAAAAUGCGUUAACUCUUGAAGCUGGAUCGAUAUAUUAUGAGCGUCUGCUUGGAUCAUUAGUAUUGGAUCUUCUGUCUCCGCUGAUGCAGCCUCGCAGGUUGUGAUUAAGAAGAUCACCAGGAAACGGACUGCCGGCUGCAGUAGUUCAGUCUCUUUUCACUGGGGAGCCCGACCUUCUGACUGUGGCAAUGAAGUACAGAGCAGCGGCUCCGGCUAUUGACGGUAUCCGGAUAACCAUGGAGAGUGCCUUAACAGCCCGUGAUCGGGUUGGUGUCCAGGACUUCGUCCUGUUGGAGAACUAUACAAGUGAAGCCGCCUUCAUAGAAAACCUGAGGAAACGGUUCAAGGAGAAUCUCAUAUAUACUUAUAUUGGAUCUGUCUUGGUGUCUGUUAACCCUUACAAGGAGCUGGAGAUUUACAGUAAGCAGCACAUGGAAAGAUAUCGUGGGGUCAGUUUCUAUGAAGUCUCUCCUCACAUCUAUGCUAUAGCCGACAACUCUUACCGCUCCCUGCGAACAGAAAGAAAAGACCAGUGUAUUCUUAUAUCUGGCGAGAGUGGGGCAGGAAAGACGGAGGCUAGUAAGAAGAUCCUCCAGUACUAUGCUGUGACCUGCCCUGCCAGCGAGCAAGUGGAAACUGUGAAAGACCGCCUGCUGCAGUCCAAUCCUGUUCUUGAGGCCUUUGGAAAUGCAAAAACCUUACGAAAUGACAAUUCCAGCCGUUUUGGCAAAUACAUGGAUGUGCAGUUCGAUUAUAAGGGAGCUCCAGUUGGGGGACACAUCCUGAACUAUCUCCUGGAAAAAUCACGUGUGGUGCAUCAGAACCAUGGAGAGAGAAAUUUCCAUAUAUUUUAUCAGCUCCUCGAGGGCGGGGAAGAGGAUCUUCUGCGUAGGCUGGGCUUAGACAGAAGUGCACAAAACUACCAAUACCUUAUCAAGGGUCAGUGUGCCAGGGUUAGCUCAAUCAAUGAUAAAAAUGAAUGGAAGAUUGUUCGAAAAGCUUUGUCAGUGAUCAACUUCAAUGACGAUGACGUGGAGGAAUUGUUGAGCAUUGUAGCCAGCGUCUUGCACUUGGGAAAUGUGCAGUUUGCCUCAGAUGAACAAGGAAAUGUCCAGGUUACAACUGAAAACCAGAUUAAAUAUCUUGCCAGGCUUCUGUCUGUAGAUAGUACCGUACUACGGGAAUCUCUUAUUCACAAAAAGAUCAUUGCAAAAGGAGAAGAGCUGAAUAGUCCUUUGAAUCUGGAGCAAGCUGCUUAUGCCCGAGAUGCCUUGGCUAAAGCAAUUUAUGGGCGCACCUUUUCAUGGCUUGUCAGCAAGAUUAACAAAUCGCUAGCCUAUAAGGGUUCAGACAUGUACAGUCUGGGGAAUGCAUCAGUCUUAGGACUUCUGGACAUAUAUGGUUUUGAAGUCUUUCAACAUAACAGCUUUGAACAGUUUUGCAUAAAUUACUGCAAUGAGAAGCUUCAGCAGUUGUUUAUUGAGCUGACACUAAAGUCUGAACAGGAAGAGUAUGAAUCUGAGGGGAUUGCGUGGGAGCCUGUGCAGUAUUUCAAUAACAAAAUAAUCUGUGAUCUGGUUGAAGAGAAGUUCAAAGGCAUCAUUUCCAUCUUGGAUGAAGAAUGUCUGCGUCCCGGAGAAGCCACAGAUACGACAUUCCUAGAGAAGCUGGAAGAGACUGUGAAAAACCACCCACACUUUGUUACACACAAACUUGGAGACCAGAAAACUAGAAAAUGUCUUGGAAGAGAUGAGUUCCGCCUGCUCCACUAUGCAGGAGAAGUGAAUUACAGUGUAGUAGGAUUUCUGGAUAAAAACAAUGAUCUGCUGUUUAGAAAUCUGAAAGAGGUUAUGUGUGACUCUGGAAAUCCAAUAGCUCAUCAAUGCUUUGACAGAUCCGAGCUGACUGACAAGAAGAGGCCAGAGACGGCAGCAACUCAGUUUAAAAACAGUUUAUCAAAACUGAUGGAAAUUCUUAUGUCUAAGCAUCCUUCUUAUGUGCGCUGCAUAAAGCCAAAUGAUGCCAAACAAGCAGCGCGCUUUGAUGAGGUUCUCAUUAGACACCAGGUGAAAUAUUUGGGGCUUAUUGAGAAUGUGAGAGUACGUCGUGCUGGAUUUGCAUACAGGCGAAAAUAUGAAAUCUUCUUACAGAGGUACAAAUCCCUUUGCCCUGAAACCUGGCCAAAUUGGGACGGACGCGCAAUGGAUGGAGUGGCAGUUCUUGUCAAGAGCCUUGGGUAUAAACCAGAGGAGUAUAAAAUGGGCAGGACGAAAAUUUUUAUUCGUUUCCCAAAAACCCUGUUUGCCACGGAGGAUGCCUUAGAAGUGAGGAAGCAAGGCAUAGCAACCUUCCUCCAGGCUAGAUGGAAAGGAUUCCAUCAGCGACAAAAAUUCCUACACAUGAAGCAUUCUGCCAUACAAAUCCAGUCCUGGUGGCGAGGCACAGUGGGCCGCCGAAAGGCUGCCAAAAGGAAAUCGGCUGUGGAGGUUAUUCGAAGAUUCAUCAAAGGCUUCAUUUACCGCAAUCAGCCUCGCUGCCCAGAGAAUGAAUAUUUCCUGGAUUAUCUGCGUUACUCAUUCCUGAUGAACCUUCAUCGCAACGUACCAAAAAGCGUGUUAGAUAAGGCUUGGCCUGUCCCACCCCCAUCCCUUCGAGAGGCUUCUGAGCUCCUCAGAGAGAUGUGCAUGAAGAACAUGGUGUGGAAGUAUUGUAGACGAAUCAGCCCUGAGUGGAAACAACAGCUUGAACAGAAAGUUGUCGCAAGUGAAAUAUUCAAGGACAAAAAAGACAAUUAUCCGCAGAGCGUUCCAAGACUCUUCAUAAACACUCGACUUGGCAAUGAUGAGAUCAACACUAAAAUACUUCAACAAUUAGAAAACCAGGCAUUAACGUAUGCAGUGCCUGUGGUCAAGUAUGACCGAAAGGGAUACAAGCCACGGAGGAGACAACUUCUGCUCGCUCAGAAUGCUGCUUACCUUGUGGAAGAAGCUAAACUAAAGCAGAGGAUUGAUUAUGCCAAUUUGACAGGAAUCUCUGUCAGCAGUCUCAGUGAUAACCUCUUUGUCCUCCAUGUAAAAUGUGAAGACAACAAACAAAAGGGAGAUGUGGUGCUGCAGAGCGAUCACGUGAUUGAGACACUGACGAAACUUGCCAUAGUAGCUGAGAAAUUCAACAAUAUCAACAUUAAUCAGGGCAGCAUCAAGUUUACUGUGGGUCAGGGUAAAGAAGGCAUCAUCGACUUUACACCAGGCUCAGAACUGCUGAUAGCUAAAGCCAAAAACGGACACUUGUCUGUGGUUGCGCCACGGCUGAAUUCCCGAUGAUGAAAAUUUGCAAUUCAGUAGGAAUCUGGACUACAACCGAACUGACAGUUUCACCUUCACCCAUUUCCCCCACUUGUUGAACAAUGCCUGCUUUUUAUAUUUGAUAGUUACCAAAGACCUGCGCUGCUUAAAAUAAGGAAAGAAAUCAUUUUAUAUAUUUGUGAAAGUCAAAUAUUUUAUUUUUUAACUUGCUUUUGCACAGUUGCACCCCGCCCCCGCUCCUAUGGUAUAUUUAUGCAUUUUCUGCAGUAGGCAUAUUGGGAUUUUGCCACUAAGGUGGUGGGCUCUAGCCUCUGUACACGUCUGAGUGGGAGGAGGAUGAUAGAAUAUUAUUAGUCUCUUACUCUAAUGCCAGAGAGGCCUUUUCCACUUUGCAGACAUACCAGGCUAUGGUUCAAACACAGACUUCAUAAAGUAAAAUGGAAGUCUGCACUAAGUAAAUGGAAACUUAUUUAUGCAAUCUUAAUUUCAGGUAUUGAGGUAUAUUAAGCAGAUUUUAUAGCUUUUAUUCUACUAAAAGAUAUAUUGUGCAACAUUUCUCAGAAAAGCCUUACAAUGCCUUUGUGUUGUAAGAGAAAUCCAAAGCCAUAUGUAAAUGAGUGGACAAACCCUCGUCACUGUCUUUUAGAGGUGACGUCCAUUGCAAGAGUUAAUGUUUUGUAAAUGUAAGAAAUACUAAAAUGUGCAAUAUAUAUAUAUUGUGUAGGGCACCUUAACUAACUGUUAUUACAUGGAGAAAUCCUAAUUCGCUCACACUCGUUACUCUUUCACCAGUUGUCUUCUCAUAUCUGCAAUUCAACUUUAUAGACUUAAAGGCUUCACAGAUGCUGAAUUUAGGGUGGAUUCAGGUCACGUUUUUCCCAUCCUUUUAACGUAUACAAAAAACGUAUACGUUAAACGGAUGCUGCAGACAGUGGCAUCUGUUCAACAUAGAGUUCCAUUGUAGUAAAAAAAAAAAAAAAGUAUACAUUGUUUUUUUCUGGACUGUGCAGGAUACAAGUACGUGGUGUGCUGCGUUUUUGUAUCCUUUUUCUUUUUUCUUUUGUAACGUAUACGUGAAACGGAGGCAUAAAACGUGAUGUAAACCCACCCUUACUGCAUAAUUUAUUCUAGACUGCCUAUUCCAGAGAGGUCUGUAUGUUAACAUGGUAUAGUUCUCUCCCCAUUCACAAAGAUCCAUAUAUUUAAUAGGAAGUAGUGGAAUUGUCUGCUGGAGGCAUGUUUAUGUGCACACCAAAGGAAAGGGAAGUGAAAUAGGAGUGCAGCUACAUUAUAUGUGCACCAUUUUCAUGCGUAGACCUCUUAUAGGCGACCUGUCCAGAAUCCUGACAUGUCAGAUAUCUUAAAUCCUUGUAUUCCCCACGACAGCACAAUCCUGGAGUGUCCUGUGUUAUGCUGACCCUCUGUUAGUCCUUCUGGAAAUUUAUGCCUACAUGGCCAAUUUGUGUCAACUUUCUCGUUCUCAGUAGGGACUGUCCUACACAGUCUGAUACUGUUAGUAUUCACAGUUCCAUUUUUUAGGGUGCAUUCACAUGUUUUUAUUGGCAUUUUCCAGCAUGUCUCCACCUCCUUCUCUAUACAGAAAAAAAUGCUUGAAAAAAAAGCCAUAAAAAUGCAUGAGGUAUGGAAAAAACCUCAAGUGGCUGUUAUGGUGUUUUUUCUAGCAGUCAAAAACCAAGACAUGUUUGAAAGCUCUUAAGGUGGGUUCACACACAGGUUUUUGCUGGCUUUUUUUUUUCUGUACUUGUUUUUACUGCCAAAAAAAAAGUUAGCUGAAGGUUUAUAGGAAAUAAGAAAUGUGGACACACAAGCUUUUUAUUUUUGGGGGUUCUUUUAAAAAAUGCAGCAUGUUGUAGCAGGUUUUGUUUUGUUUUUCCUGAUAUUUUACGACGAAAAAACACCAUUAGGAAAAUGCUAGUAGACCCACACACACAGUUUCUCCUUCCUGUUGGAUCCACUUCUGUCUGUGACUGAAAAAAAAAAAAAGACGCCUAAAACUGUAAGUCUUUCCAUCACCCCCUGUUGGCGAGGGGAAUGGUAACGCAGAGGUAUUCAUACAUUUCCAAGCAGUAGAACAGAGAAACAGCCCAGUGCAGCGCUCCAGAAUUAUUUCAUGGGGAGUACAAAAUAUUUUCUAAAAGGGACUUGUCAGGACUGCUGCCAGAUCCUCCUUAAAUUUAAACAGCACUCAAGGUCUUAAGAGUUGAUCAAUGGACUAAAGUAUGUGUAUUGGUAUCUUUACUUGAACAGACCAAGUCAUAACAUUUGUCUACGUGUAGUUGUACAAAAGCUGUCAUGAGUAGCCAUGCUUCACCACUGAUGUUUGACCAACAGGAUUUUUUUUUUUUAUACGGUUUGUGUUAGCUUUGGUAUUCAUUGUAUAUUUUGUUUAGCCUCAUGAUGAGAUGUUAUUAAGCUUGUGAACUAAAGUCUCAUACCAUACACUGCCAUGUCAAUUGAAAGAGAACCAGGACUUCAGAACAUUGCAAUGCUACAGAGACAUUUAUUAUUCAGUUCUUUGUUUUUAACUUGUUACUCAUCUGUUGCUUUUUAACCGAAUGUUGACACACUACAGAUUGGUGGUGCCAUCUUCUUAUCUUCACAUUUCAGAUACUGUGACUUAAAGUAUAUCCUUCACCUUUAUACAGCCGAGGCCUCCAGAUUUAGAACAUCUAACCUCUUCAUCAUAUCAAUUGCUUCAGCUUUGAGACAAAAAGCAGAUGUCCAUAAUGACGUGCGAAUUAGAGAAUUGCUUUUCAUUCAGCAUAAAAAGCCGACUUCCUUAUGUGCAGGCAAUAGAUAUGUUUAAGUAGAAUGGUUACCACCAUACUGUUCUUACUUCUGAAUAGGUGUAAGAGAAAAUGCUUUAACGCCAGUGAUUGCAUUUGUGCCUUUCCACCAAUAAAUCUGCAGUUAAUA
This is a messenger RNA of Bufo bufo (common toad), 6407 nucleotides long. RefSeq names its product myosin IC (gene MYO1C). Gene Ontology annotation, molecular function: actin filament binding; microfilament motor activity; ATP binding. Gene Ontology annotation, cellular component: plasma membrane; microvillus; actin cytoskeleton. The transcript is spliced from 32 exons. NCBI's taxonomy places the organism in Eukaryota, Metazoa, Chordata, Amphibia, Anura, Bufonidae. Gene Ontology annotation, biological process: vesicle transport along actin filament; actin filament organization. The record is from RefSeq and is a predicted model, not a curated record. The coding region runs from base 354 to 3488 and encodes 1044 amino acids.